Salmo salar (Atlantic salmon) is the source of this 3613-nucleotide messenger RNA. The record is from RefSeq and is a predicted model, not a curated record. Lineage: Eukaryota; Metazoa; Chordata; Actinopteri; Salmoniformes; Salmonidae.
CCUUGCUUUGACACUCCACUUCCGGUGUGUAGGAACUGCAUCAACACUGUCAACAGAGGAAAUACAUUGUCAUGGAGUUUAUUGUUGAUUUUCUAAGAGUUAAAGUUUUUAUUUUAGCGUUAUUGAAAUGAGACACUGUAACUGGACGUAUGCACAGAUGGUACAUUGUAUCUCGGAACUUUCGCUUCCUCGGAUAAGGCAUGAAUAACGGCCGGCACACAUGUCCCAUGGAGAGGAGAAAAUAACCCCGAAGAAGAGAAGGAAAAAGAAGACGGCUCUGUUGCCCGGCUCCUAAAGUGAUCAAGCACCCUCAAACAGAGAGAGGGGGUAAUAAAGGCAGAGGGAGAGUGUGAGGAGGUAAGGAAAGAUCGAAGGGGGAAACAGAAACAAAGCAGUGAAACGAGCAAACAAUGGCUUUCUUGGACAACCCAGCCAUUAUCUUGGCCCACAUCCGGCAGUCCCAUGUGACCAGCGAUGACACGGGCAUGUGUGAGAUGGUGCUAAUCGACCACGACGUGGACCUGGAGAAGUGGCAGCUGGCCUCGGUGCCCGGCAGCAGUGGAGGUUCACUGGGUUCGGGCUCCCUAGGCGAAGGGGGCAGCGGAGGGGAGAACCCGGGCUGUGACCUCUCGCAGUCAUUGGACAUCACCUCCAGCUGGGACUUUGGCAUCCGCCGACGCUCCAACACAGUGGUGUUUUGGGGUCUGAGUGUUCUUCUGCCGAGACUUCACCUGAAGGGGCUGACUGUCUCACCAGGACGUCAACAAGAAAAGCGCGAGAAACCAGGGGUGGCUGCUCAAAGACUUGAACGGUUAAGGAAGGAGCGACAGAACCAGAUCAAAUGCAAAAACAUUCAAUGGAAGGAGAGGUCGUCCUCGCAAUCAGCGGAGGACCUGGGUUCCCUGUUUGAGAAGAGGGACUUUAAAGAUAGACCCAGGAGCACUGGUACGAAGUCGACCCUCUCUCUCCGGCUCGAGCAAUGCCCCCAGCAGCUCAACAACCCUUUCAACGAAUACUCCAAAUUCGACGGCAAGGGCCACGUAGGUACAACCGCAACCAAAAAAAUUGACGUCUACCUCUCGAUGCAGUCUGCACAGGAGAAACUGCAUCCCAUGAUGGUGGUGACCAUCGCCAACGCUCGGGUCCACGACCUCAUCGGCCUCAUCUGCUGGCAGUACACCAGUGAAGGCCGCGAACCCAAACUCAAUGAGAACGUGAAUGCGUACUGCCUCCACAUAGCAGAGGAUGACGGGGAGGUGGACACAGACUUCCCCCCUUUGGACUCCAAUGAGCCCAUCCACAAGUUUGGUUUCAGCACUCUGGCCCUGGUCGAGAAGUACUCGUCCCCCGGCCUGGCCGCCAAGCAGUCCCUCUUUGUCCGAAUAAAUGCUGUCCAUGGUUUCUCUCUCAUCCCAGUGGACAGCCUGAAGGUGACCAUGAAGGAGAUCCUGCAGAAGGCGCUGAAGAAGAGGAAAGGCUCUCAGAAAGGCUCUGGUCCCAUGUACCGUCUGGAGAGGCAGACAGAGCCCAACGUGCCCGUGGAUCUGGACUGUAGCCUGGAGAGCCAGAGCACCCUAGAGUUCUGCCUGGUCAGGGAAAACAGCUCCAGAGGAGAGGACAGUUCAGAGGAGGAUCCUCCCAUGGACAUCACCACGGUGCAGGACAUGCUGAGUAGCCACCGCUACAAGUCCUUCAAGAUCAGCAUGAUCCACAAGCUCCGCUUCACCACUGACGUACAGCUCGGCAUCUCGGGGGAAAAGGUGGAGAUUGACCCCGUCACCAACCAGAAGACCAGCACCAAGUUCUGGAUCCGACAGAAGCCCAUCUCCAUCGAUUCAGACCACCUCUGUGCCUGUGACCUUGUGGAGGAGAGGAGCCCCAGUCAUGCAAUAUUCAAGCUCACAUACCUCAGCAACCACGACUACAAGCCCCUGUACUUUGAGUCUGAUGCUGCUACUGUCAAUGAGAUUGUGCUUAAGGUGAACUACAUCCUGGAGUCUCGGGCCAGCACGUCGCGGGCGGACUACUUUGCCCAGAAGCAGCGUAAACUGAGCCGGCGCACCAGUUUCAGCUUCCAGAAGGAGAAGAAGUAGAGACCCUGGAGCCACUGUCUGGACCCUGGAGCCACUGUCUGGACCCUGGAGCCACUGUCUGGACCCUGGAGCCACUGUCUGGACCCUGGAGCCACUGUCUGGACCCUGGAGCCACUGUCUGGACCCUGGAGCCACUGUCUGGACCCUGGAGCCACUGUCUGGACCCUGGAGCCACUGUCUGGACCCUGGAGCCACUGUCUGGACCCUGGAGCCACUGUCUGGACCCUGGAGCCACUGUCUGGACCCUGACUGACUUCACUCUCACAGCAGAGGGCCAAGGGAGAGAGGGAUGGAGAGAGAGUGAAGAGUGUCACAGUCAGAGAUAUAAUAAGAGUGAGAGAUGAUGAGAAAUAAAAAGAGAGGGAGAUCAAGGCCGCAGGAAGAUGUUUUUCGUUCUCUGCUCAUACAGUAAAGGCCUAGUUCACUAAUUUUGUGGGAAAAAAUAUAUUUGAUUUAGAUUGAUCAGGGGGCUCUGUAGCACCCUCGACACCCUUACUUCUCGCGGCUAUGAGGGAGAUGCAUCUUGAUCCUAUAUAAUUAAAGAGCUGCCUCCUAAACUCCCAUGUCUUCACAGAAGGGUCUCCACUCGUCAGCCAUAUCAGAGCUAAAGUUCUCUGCCUGCCCUUUGUCCUUUUAGGAAUGCGCAGACAUAGAAAACAAGAAAAGGCGAGACUUGUAAUCCUAUUCUGAAGGAGAUGAAGGAAUGCAACUCACCCCCCUGUUAUUGUCAAUCUCAUGAACUCUGGAUGGAUCAGAGGACCACGGUGUUGCUUCAACACCAGUGUCAAUCAACGAAACCCUGUUCAUCCACUGCCUACAAAUCAAUUCUACAUUUGAGAGUUGAAUGCAUACCGAUGUCUCGAGUGAAAACCGAAGCCAUCAGGACAAUGAAAAUACUAAAUCCCCCGCUUCUGCUCUUCUCUAUGUAUGAAGAUGUAAACUUAAUCAGACUUAUGUUGUACAUUGGUAUGUAAAGGGAACAUCCUUACAUUUUUAUUUGUAUAUAGAUAACGAUUACAUUCAGGGUUAAUUAAAUGAUAUGAUGAAACCUGCUUUGGCCAUAGUACAUUCAGUGCCUGAAACCUUUAAAAUAGUGGCUCACUACCAAUCAAUGCCAGUUCUGCUGAGGUGCUGUGAGGGUUUUUAAAAACACAAGAAAGAUGAGUACGUAAGGAAGGCAUUUCCAUACUUUCGAGUCUGAAAGAAAACUCUCAAAACUACUUCUUGUGAACAAAGGUAGCAAGGGGUUAGGAAGGGGUACGACCUGACGACAGAUUUUUAUGAUUUCAAACAAACAAAAAAUGUAAUUAUUACCUGUACUUUUUACUGUGACCUAUACAAUUAUUUUUUUCUGCAUUGUAUCUAUGGACUGUAAAAUAAUGAAUGAAGCACUGUCUGUUGAACAGAUCAUGUUUGUUCAGACUGUCCCGAUGGGAGGCACAUAGGGAAUGUAGGACUUUUUACAGCAUUUUGUUGAUGUUGUUAAUACAAUGACAUUAUAUAAAUUCUCCUCAUAUGUU